This is a messenger RNA of Pyricularia pennisetigena, 1947 nucleotides long. RefSeq lists its product as uncharacterized. The record is from RefSeq and is a predicted model, not a curated record. The coding region runs from base 1 to 1947 and encodes 648 amino acids. The transcript has 2 exons. Lineage: Eukaryota; Fungi; Ascomycota; Sordariomycetes; Magnaporthales; Pyriculariaceae.
AUGGCGCAGCCUCAUGGCCGCCGGCUUGCCCACGAACCCACUCUUGCCCAGGUCGACGGCGUGCCCGAACCCAGCCUCAAACGGCCCUUGCUCGGUCGUGACGUCGACGCCAUACGUCCUGAAGCCGGCCUCCAUCCUCAGGGCCGCGAACGCCGCCUGGCCCGCGGCGACGGCCCCGUGCGCCCGGCCGGCCUCCCACAGCGCAUCCCACAGCCGCAGACCCUGCUCCGCAGAUGUGUAGAUCUCCCAGCCGGGCUCGCCGACGAACGAGUGGCUGACCGCCAGCACGGGCACGCCGGCCACGACGGACGCGCGCACGGUGCUCCUCGGCAUGGCCGCCAGGUCGUCGCUGCAGACCCGCGCCAUGAUGUCCGCGGCGCGCGGGCCCCAGACGCCGACGCCGCACGUCCCGCCCGUGACGUCGCGCACCUGCACGGAGGUUGCCGGCCGAGCUGUCGUCUGCAGCCGGGCCUCGCGCGCCAGGUACGCCGCGUCGACGGCGCCGUUGACCGCCAGCUGGAACGUCUGGUCCGCCAGGCGCGCCACGAAGACGUCGCUCCUCACCCCGCCGUGGUCGUCCAGCAGCAGCGUGAAGGUCACGGCGCCGGGCGGCCUCGACACGUCGCUCGUGCACAGCCGCUGCAGCAGCUCCAGGCUCCCGGGCCCCGAGACGAGCAGCCGGCGGAUGGGGGUGAUGUCGAACAGGCCGGCCGCGGUCCGCGUCUUCCAGGCCUCGGCGGCCACGACGGGGGAGUGGUACCUGGUGGACCAGGCGUCGCGGUCCUUGGGCCUCCAGGCGGGCGGCAGGUCGCGCACGAGGGGCGCGUUGGCCUCGAACCAGUGCGGGCGCUCCCAGCCCCUCGCCUCGAGGAAGUAGGCGCCCAGGUCCUGCGCCUGCCGGGCGAAGAAGGGGCUGACGCGGAGGUUGCGCGGCGACGACCGCGGCUGCAGCGGGUGGAUGACGUCGUAGACCUCGACAAAGGCCGUCGUGCAGGUCUCGGUCACGUACUCGCGCGUGAGCUGCACGUCGUCGAACCGUGUGAUGUCGCAGUCGGCGAGCAGGUCGACGUCCGACUUGCCCGUGGUCAGGAGCUGGGCCACGGCGCGCGCGACGCCGGCCGAGUGCGUGACCCAGACGGCCUCGGCGACGAAGAAGCCGUCGAGGUCCGGGGCCUGGCCGACCAGCGGCCCGCCGUCGGGCGUGAAGGACAUGAUGCCGUUGAAGCCCGUCUCGACCGUGGUGUCUGCGAGGGCCGGGAGCAGCUUCUUGCUCAGCUCCCAGGCCGGGGCGAAGUCUUGUGGGGUGAAGGCCAUGCGGGACGGCAUGUUUUGCUCGUCGACGUGGCGCGGGGUCGGGCCCAGGGAGGAUGCGGUCACGGGCAAGGGCCGAUGGCCGUAGUAGCCGAUGCCGACCUGCUCGCCGUGCUCGCGGUAGUAGAGGUCUCGGUCUUGGUGGCGGAGGAUGGGGAGCGUGGCGCCGUUGGGGAGCGCGUUCUUGCCCCUCAGCGUCGGCACCGACGUGGUCUUGGCGUACUGGUGGCCCAUGGGCUGCAGGGGCACGCGCAGGCCGACCAUGGCGCCGAGCUCGACGCCCCAGAAGCCCGCGCACGACAGCACCAGGUCGGCCGGGAUCGUCGCCCCGGUGCCGACCUCGACGCCCGUGACGCGCUUGUCUUGUUGCUGGAUGCCCGUGACGCGCGUGUGCUCCAGGUAGCGGACCCCGGCCUUCCGCGUCCUCUCGAUCAAGACCUGCACCGCCUUGGCCGCCAGCGCAAGACCGUCUGUGGGGAACAGCAGGCCUCCGAGGACGACGUCUGGGCCCAGCAGGGGGUAGAUCCUGCGGCACUGCUCCGCCGAGAGCAGCUCCGCGUCGAUCCCCCACGAGCGGGCGUAGCCAUAUCUCCGCUUGAGGUCCUCGAGGCGCUCUGGGGUCUCGGCGACCUCUAG